Molecule: messenger RNA, 3201 nt
Organism: Vicugna pacos (alpaca)
Lineage: Eukaryota; Metazoa; Chordata; Mammalia; Artiodactyla; Camelidae
Biological process (GO): negative regulation of transcription by RNA polymerase II; regulation of cytokine production; regulation of immune system process
Cellular component (GO): nucleus; nucleoplasm
Molecular function (GO): DNA-binding transcription repressor activity, RNA polymerase II-specific; RNA polymerase II cis-regulatory region sequence-specific DNA binding
Source: RefSeq, a predicted model, not a curated record
AGAAGUGCUGGGAGCAGGGGUCGAGGAGUGAUGAGGAAGUUUGUGUCCUUUGCUGUACCAGUUUGGAAUGGACUUCUUUUUUUUGUUUCCCGACUCCACUGAGAUGGGAUAGACAAGGAGGGGUGCAGUUUGAUUCAGAUACUGCAGACUUUCACAGUUCUUAAUAAAUUUUACUAGGUUUUCUUGAACAGAUGUUUCUUAAUUUCCUCUAUGUUUUUAUACAUAAUUUCCACCAGUUUCAAUGGGGAGCAUGUCCGUGGAGCUCCUCGUGCUGUCACACCAGAAGUGGAAUUCCCUGACCAAUUCUUUACAGUUCUAACCAUGGACCACGAAUUGGUGACAUUCAGGGAUGUGGUCAUCAGCUUCUCUCAGGAGGAGUGGGAAUAUCUGGAUUCUGCUCAGAGGGACUUGUACUGGGAUGUGAUGAUGGAAAAUUACAGCAACUUGGUCUCACUGGAUUUGGAGUCCAAGUACGACCCAAAGACUUUACCUAUAGAGAAGGACAUUAUUGAAAAAAAUGAUUCUCAGUGGGAAGUAAUAGAAAGUAGUACAUCAGUUGGCCUUGAGAACUCCAUUUUCAGAAUUGAUCAGCAAAGCAAAAGGAAGAUUGAAGUACAAAGACCUGAAGUGGGAUAUUUCAGUCAAAUGAAAGUCACCUCUGAAAAAGUGCCCAAGUAUAAAAAUAAUACUUCUCUUACAUUACAUCAAAGAAUCCAUGACAGGGAGAAGCCCUCUGAAUUUAAGGACUAUGGCAAGGUCUUCAGUUGUGACUUAAACCUUGAUGAGUAUGAGAAAAUACAUGCUGCUGAGACCUAUGAGUGUAGUAGAUACUGGAAAACCAUUGGAGUAGAUGACUCACAUGCCCUACAACUGAAUAUUCAUACUGCUGUGAAACCUUGUAAAUAUAUGGAAUGUGGGAAUGCAUUUAGUUUUUAUGAAGACCUUAAUGUACACCAGAAUAUCCAUGAUGAUCAGCAGUGCUACAGAUGUAAGGAAUAUGGAAGGACUUUCAGAAAAUUUGAAGAAAUUACUCCACUUCACAGGAUUUAUGAUGGUGAGAAGCCCUAUGAAUGCACUUUCUGUGGGAAAUCUUUUAGAGUGCAUGCACAACUUACUAGACAUCAGAAAAUCCAUUCUGAUGAGAAACCUUAUAAAUGUAUGGAAUGUGGCAAGGACUUCAGAUUUCAUUCACAGCUAACUGAACAUCAGAGAAUUCAUACUGGUGAGAAACCAUACAAAUGUGUACAAUGUGAGAAGGUCUUUAGAAUUAGUUCACAGCUUAUUGAACAUCAGAGAAUUCAUACAGGUGAGAAACCUUACACAUGUAGAGAAUGUGGGAAGACUUUUGGAGUCUGUAGAGAACUUGCUCGACAUCAGAGAAUUCAUACCGGUAAGAAACCCUAUCAAUGCAAGGCAUGUGGAAAGGUCUUUAGAAAUAGUUCAUCCCUGACUAGACAUCAGAGAAUUCACACUGGUGAGAAGCCCUAUAAAUGUAAGGAAUGUGGGAAAGCUUUUGGAGUAGGUAGUGAACUUACUCGACAUCAGAGAAUUCACAGUGGUCAGAAACCUUACGAGUGUAAAGAGUGUGGGAAGUUCUUUAGACUUACUUCAGCUCUUAUUCAGCAUCAGAGAAUUCAUAGUGGUGAGAAGCCAUAUGAAUGUAAGGUAUGUGGGAAGGCCUUUAGGCACAGCUCUGCGCUUACAGAACAUCAGAGAAUUCACACUGGAGAGAAACCUUAUGAAUGCAAGGCAUGUGGAAAGGCCUUUAGACAUAGUUCUUCCUUUACAAAACAUCAGAAAAUUCAUACUGGUAAGAAACCCUAUGAAUGUAAGGAGUGUGGGAAGGCUUUUAGUGUGGCCAGGCACCUUACUUGAUAUUAAACAAGUUAUACUGAUGAGAAGUAAAGGUCUUUUGUUUCUGAGUUUCACUGGGAAAAAACCUGUGCAUUCAAUAAGAAGCAAUCAAGGAGAUUCACUGUCUCUCAUUAAAUCUGUUUCCAGGCUAUAUGGCCACUCUAGAAGUAGAAUUGUUCAUUCAUAGGAAUAAAUACUUUCACCUUUGUUUCGAUAUCACCAAAUAUUUCUCCUUUUUAUAUCAAUUAACAUUCUGAACAUCCAUUUAUGUAGGAUGGUCCCUAUUAAUCCAUUUCUUAAAUUUGUGGGAAAUGUAUUUCCUAACUAUUAAGUGAGUUAUUGUCACAUGAGUUUCUUGCCCAGGGAUGUUUUGCUUGUAAUUACUUUUGGUGUUCGUGUUUUUGCUCCUUUGUCUAUUCAUUGUUUGGGACUUACGAUUGCUAAUAUCACACAAAUACAUCUUUACAAUUUUUUGCUUGUAAUACAUGGCAUAUUUUUCUUUAGAGAGUUAGAACUCCCAGUCAGCUACUAUGUGGUUUUAAAGUCUGUGGCCCUGCAUGGUGUUUGUGUAGAUUUGUUUGUUUGUUUUCUAUUGAUUGUUCUAAUGGUUGUCAUAAAAUAUUUGAAUUAUUUUUGAAUUUCUAUUUUGUUUUUACACAACAGAUUUCUCUAAAUACCUACUGAAACACAAUUCCUUUUGAGUAGCCUUUUUCACCUCUAGGCAGUAUCAACUGGAAUUCAAAUAAAAUGAGCACUUAAAUAUUUCAUAAAAUAUUUGAAUACAAUCUUAUCAGCCUCUUAAAUUUGUUAAGCAGCUUUAAAGGAGGAGGAAAUCUACAACUACUGCAAUGACCAUAAACUGAUCACUGAACUUACAGUAAGAGUGUUUACAACUCUAUUAUUACCACGGCUUCAAUUGGGUUUUGUAUCUCAGUGUUGUCUGUGUUUUAGCAGCUUAAUAAUCAGUAAAUCUUUGGUUUUAGUAAACUCACCUGAUUCGAGGGAAAAACAAGAAGAGGAAGAAGAAAAUGAGACAGUCAAUAAGGCUGCAAAUCUUAGCUGCCUAUCAGCUCUUUCUUAGGACAGUUGGCCUAGUUAUUUAAUCAAUGUGAUCACAAGCCACUGGUUAUUAUAUUUUUAUAAGAAAAUUUACCUAUUAUAGUUAGAUACAUUUAUGUUACCAUCAUUCAUUAGAUUUUAAUUUUUGAAAUUGGUUUCUUUCCCAGAAUUUAUGACUACUUUCAAGUUUUACAUAGGGAGAAGAGAAUAAUUGUUACUACCCAUCUUUGAAAUAAUUCAACUGUAUUAUAAUUAUUAAUAAUAUUAAAAGCUCACUCUACAUACUGA